AAAGGGUUAAUUGGGGCCUUUCUUGGUAAGUGAUACUAAAGAUUCCAUAAAUAAGCAUAUUGAGUCUUAUAUUUAACACAAUAUAAGAGGUUUAAUUUUCCUGGCACAAGCUUGCUGGCCCAAUAGCUAUCCUUCAUUCACACUCGACUUUCACAGUGAGAUCACAGAGGCUUAUUUCAUUUUAGUGACAGCUCAGUUAAGAUACAAAUCACUCGUGAACGUGUACAAUCCAUGACAAUUUAUAUUUUCAGAGGGGUUUUUCCCUCCCAAGUGUCUCUCCAUCCAGAUAUCAUUUUAAGAAGAGCACCCAUUGACAGGGUCAUUUUGGCAAAGUAUUUUAGGGCUUCGUCCGCCGAUCAUCCAUAGAGUUUUAGUUGUCUGUAGAUGGGACAAGUGUGUCUGUUUCACUUCCUGCUCGUCACUGUUCGCUGGACUAACUCUUUCGGCUUCUCGGUCAGUGGCUUUCCGUGUGGUUCCUGGGAUCUUCCCGCAUCACUUUCCCCGACUUCAUCAAAGCCUGCGCGUUUUUGCCAGAUUCCUAACUUUACUUUUCAGUUGGUUUGCAUUCUGCCCUGUUGGGUGUGUCUGAGCGUCAGGACCUGGUAAGAAGUUACCAGCGGACACGGAGCCCGUUCCUUGGAGAGAGGGCCCUUAUCAGUGAGGUUCUCAUGUUAGGAUGAGUUCUGCUUCCGUGCACAAUCCCUCCCUGUGGCAGCUGGGAUAGCGAGCAUUCAGAUAAUGAUGAUACCAGGGCAGGGUGGUGCUGUUGCCAGGGAAACCGAAGCGUCGGGUGGAGGUGGGACUGGUGACCUCUGAGGGUCUGCGUGUCAGACUGAGUCAGUGGGGUGGCCGGCCGGCACUCACCCGUGCCAGGCCACCAUCUUGUCCUGUCUCCACGGGAAGGCCUUCCAUGGCACCAGGGAGAGACAGGCAGGCCGACGCCCCACCUUCGCCACCCCGAAGCCAGUCUGGCUUCCUCUUCUUGCCUCAUCCAAGCACCUUCCUCGGUCGCAGGUCUGGCCGUGGAAGCUGGAGCUGGAGGAUGUGGGAGGGGCAGGCGUUCUGAGGGCUCCUCCACGACCGGACCCAGAACCCAUGUGUGCCCAUCCACGUGAGAGUGAGGACACGGAUGGCCUUUUGCAGGCUUCCUGAGAGCCCCGUGCCCCAAGGCAAGUUCCUAGAGGAGGGCCAGGGGCCGCAGGCUGCAGACAAGCUGGCCAACGGCGUCAGGACGGACAAGCGGGCCUGGGACCUGGCCUCCCGCCUCUAUCGCCUGGAGGGUUUCCGGAAGUCCGAGGUGGCUGUGCACCUGCGGAAGAACAAUGACUUCAGCAGGGCUGUGGCUCAGGAGUACCUGUCCUUCUUCCAGUUCGGUGGCCAGAGCCUGGACCGGGCCCUUCGGAGCUUCCUCCAGGCGCUGGUGCUCAGCGGGGAGACCCAGGAGCGGGAGCGAGUCCUGUUCCAGUUCUCCAGGCGCUUCCACCACUGCAACCCCGGGCUCUUCUCCUCAGUAGAUUCUGUGCACACCUUGACCUGCGCCAUCAUGCUCCUGAACACGGACCUGCACGGCCAGAACAUUGGGAAGAGCAUGAGCUGCCAGGAAUUCAUAAGCAACCUGAACGGCCUGCAGGACGGCGGGAACUUCCCCAAGGAGCUGCUGAAGGCCCUGUACUGGUCUAUCCGGAGUGAGAAGCUGGAGUGGGCCGUGGACGAAGAAGACACAGCCAGACCUGAGAAGGCCCGGUCCUCACCACUCGGCGGCAAGAUGAGCAGCCCCUUCCUCCAGCCGGCCCUGGACCCCACGGGGCCCACCUACAAGCAGGGCAUCCUGGCUCGGAAGAUGCAUCAUGAUGUGGACGGCAAGAAGACGCCAUGGGGCAAGCGUGGCUGGAAGAUGCUCCACACCUUGCUCCGAGGGAUGGUCCUCUACUUCCUGAAGGGAGAGGACCACGGCCCCGAGGGGGAGAGUUUGGUGGGGCAGAUGGUGGACGAGCCCGUGGGGGUGCACCACUCGCUGGCCACGCCGGCCACCCAUUACACCAAGAAGCCACACGUCUUCCAGCUUCGGACUGCCGACUGGCGCCUCUACCUCUUCCAGGCACCCACUGCCAAGGAGAUGAGUUCCUGGAUCGCGCGCAUCAACCUGGCCGCCGCCACGCACUCAGCGCCGCCCUUCCCGGCCGCGGUGGGCUCCCAGCGGAGAUUCGUGCGGCCCAUCCUGCCCGUGGGCCCUGCCCAGAGCUCGCUGGAGGAGCAGCAUCGGUCCCACGAGAACUGCCUGGACGCUGCCUCCGACGACCUGCUGGAUCUGCAGAGGAACUUACCGGAGCGGCGGGGCCGCAGCCGGGAGCUGGAGGAAUACCGCCUGCGGAAGGAGUACCUGGAGCACGAGAAAACCCGCUAUGAGAUGUACGUGCAGCUGCUGAUGACCCGUCUGCACUGCCCCUCGGAUGACCUGGACCUGUGGGAGGAGCAGCUGGGGAGGGAAGCCGCAGGCCCCCAGGAGCCCAAGCCCAGCCUGAAGAAGUCCCACUCCAGCCCCUCCCUGCACCAGGACGAGGCCCCCACCACCGCCAAGGUGAAGCGCAACAUCUCAGAGCGCAGAACCUACCGGAAGAUUAUCCCCAAGCGGAACCGCCAUCAGCUGUGAAGCUUCACUCACAGACCUUGGCCCCUGCUCUGGGGCGGACCUGGGAUGAAACCCUGUGGGAUGAAGGGGAGGCCCCUGCUCUGUUGAGUAACAGCCCUCUCUGAGCUUGCCGGAGUACUGCUCUGCCCUGCUCUGCCCCGAGUCAGGUCCUCAGCCGCCCUGGUCCCUGGCCACUCCCUAGGGAAGAGAGAGACCAAAGAUUUGGCUCCACUCCCAGAGUUUGUCCCCUGUCACUCUUCACUCCUCCAAAAUUGAGAACGGCCCCUUUUCCUGGGUCUGGGGCAGCUUAGUGCUUGUUGGGGAAGCAGAGCAGAUGGUACCUGCGCUUCCAGGAGAGACCCUGGGGCAGCCGAGGCCUCUGGGCAGUCAGGCCCCCGGGGAUGGUCUUGCUUUGGGAAUCAGGUGACCUGCUGGGAGAGGCCUGGGAAGACACCCCCACCCCCCCCACCCCCAGCAAACUUCCUGUCGCCC
Molecule: messenger RNA, 3121 nt
Organism: Myotis brandtii (Brandt's bat)
Lineage: Eukaryota; Metazoa; Chordata; Mammalia; Chiroptera; Vespertilionidae
Product: PH and SEC7 domain-containing protein 4
Exons: 12
Coding region: 1130-2650 (506 amino acids)
Biological process (GO): regulation of ARF protein signal transduction
Cellular component (GO): ruffle membrane
Molecular function (GO): phospholipid binding; protein binding; guanyl-nucleotide exchange factor activity
Source: RefSeq, a predicted model, not a curated record